AUGAGGAGUAAUAAUAGCAAACAGAACAACAACAAGAAAAAGAAGAAGAAGUUGAUAAGGUUCAUUACAUACCCAAUUAGGGUUUUGGGGAAAGCAAAGGCUUUUUACGUUCGAAGCAUGUUGGAUUAUGCGAAUUCUAAUGUUGGUUAUGGUGGUGGCAUGGGGGUGCCGGGGGGAAGCGUCGUUUCAUUGCCUAAGAGCUUCAGUGUCAACUCGUCGAGGUCUGAAGAGAGCGAGAUGGAUUACGCAGAGCUUGUUAGAGCUGCCUCCUUGAAGAAGAGUAGUCUUUCUGGUCGUGAAUUGAUUGAGAUGGAAUCGAGGAGCAGGAGGAGUAGUAAUGGAUUGAUGAGGAAGAGUUGCAGUGUUGCUAUGGGAAGGAUUGAUGAGGAUGGGCCUUCUGAUUUUGGAGGUGGUGUUGGUGAUAAUUUGUUGUACCCAAGAAGCAGAAGCUAUGCUGCGGCAAAGAGAAAUCUUGUGUUCUAA
This is a messenger RNA of Tripterygium wilfordii, 483 nucleotides long. RefSeq lists its product as uncharacterized. NCBI's taxonomy places the organism in Eukaryota, Viridiplantae, Streptophyta, Magnoliopsida, Celastrales, Celastraceae. The transcript has a single exon. Bases 1 to 483 code for a protein of 160 amino acids. The record is from RefSeq and is a predicted model, not a curated record.